CGUGAACUAGGCAAGUUAGACCGACUCGACGGACGGAAUGUCCGGUACUCCUCCGAGAUGGGGUUCACCUCCUCCCCUAUAUUCACCGAGGGGAUCACCUAGGCCUUUUAUCCCCUGUCCUAGACCUACAUGGCCAUAUCUUCAGAGUCCUGUUCCGUUUUCUCCCAUAAUGUGGAUGCCUGCACCGCCUUCGCCGUAUCUCGGCGUACCUCUCGAACCUCCGGGUCCUCUCUAUCACGAUCCGCAGGUGCCGCAGGACGGGAGAUCGACCGCGGACAUAAUCGCGUCUCAGUCACAGGAUUACGUCGACGAAAAAUUGGCCGAAUACCAAGCGACAAUAUUUCAAUUACAAGAUGAACAGGAGAGAGUUCAGAAGAAGACUUUUGUCAAAUGGAUCAACUCUUAUCUCCAAGAGCGAAAACCACCCAUUUACAUUAACGACCUGAUAGAAGACCUCAAGGAUGGAACGAAAUUGCUCGCACUUCUUGAAGUGCUCUCUGGAGAAAAACUGAAGACUGAAAAAAGCAGAAAUUUGAAAAGACCCCACUUCUUGAGCAAUGCUGAUACUGCAUUAAAAUUUCUCGAGAGUAAACGAAUCAAGUUGGUCAACAUCAAUGCAACUGAUUUGGUCGAUGGAAGGCCACCCGUCGUUCUCGGCCUUAUAUGGACAAUUAUAUUGUACUUCCAGGCUUGGAAAAAUUUUCUUGUGGAAAUUAAUGAUACAACUUGCAUGUGUUUUGGGAACGUGGCUAUGUCUAUUGAGGAGAAAAGGGGACUCCCUUUUGCCACCAUCUACGGUCGGCCUGUUGAAUUUUUUCAAAUUAUGUCCAAAAGCCUUAUUAGGAAACCUUUGAUAGAAGAAAAGACACGUGUUCUUGCCUCAUUGGAUCACUUUGGAGGUAGCACAUCAAGUCUUGAAGGAUCAAGGACACCAGAUAUGACAGAAAGAAAGAAGAAGGCAGAUACAACUAAGGCUGUUUUGUUGAAAUGGGUUACAAAAGCUCUUCCAAAAGAUAUUGGACUAGAGGUUAAAGACUUUGGACCAAGCUGGAGAGAUGGAUUUGCGUUCUUAGCUAUUAUCGACGCAAUUAAGAAAGGUUUAAUCGAUUUGUCAGCCCUCAGAGGAGCGACAAACAGAGACAGGCUGCAAACUGCAUUCAACGUUGCUGAACAAGAACUUGACAUUGCAAAACUCUUAGAUCCUGAGGAUCUUGACGUUGAAAGACCAGAUGAAAAAUGCGUAAUGACUUACGUGUCACAAUUCCUUUAUAAAUAUCCCGAACUGAGCAGUGACAGCGGCGACAGGUUGAGCUGCAUCGAAGCCGAUUAUAAGGAACUCAGAGCAUGGCUUCUUGAAGCAACUCAUUCUCUCUCAAAUGUCAACAACUUGCCUUUGGUGUUUGAGGAGUAUUUGAAAUUUGAAAAUGAAGUUAAAGCAAAAUCAGCUAUCUAUAACAAGCUAUCAAAACUUGUUGACUCAAAAAGCAGCAUUAAUAUCGCAUGGGAAUCUUGGAGAGAAAUAGAUGUACUUUGGAAACAACUAAGAGCACAGAUGAGAUACUGGCUUCAUCUUUUGGACUCAAAAUUGAUGCCUCCUUUCGGCCAGAUCGGAGAAUGGUUGUACAGGGCUGAAAACAUGCUCGAAGAUGAAGACAUUCCAACAAUUAUGAAUGAAGAAACUGCCAGUAUAAUUAGUCGAAAGCUUGAAGACCACAAGGCUUUCUUCGCCGACCUCCCCAAAGUUGAAGCUCAAUACAAUUCCGCACUAGCUCAUAGUGCAUAUCCACCUCAUAUAGCACAGCAAAUUGAGUUUAUGGGGAAGAGAUUGAGUAAAAUCGGGCCGGCUGCGGUACAGAAAAGAAUCAGGCUUAAAUUCCUAGAGCACCGGUGUUGCCUUAUUGCUUUUAUGGAAUUAACGGAGAACAAAGUAAGAUCCUGGACAAUUAAAUACGGAAACGAACAAAGAGUUCAACAGCUUCUCGACCAAUACAACAAUUUUGUUUCAAGAAACAAAAUAUUCCAGGAGUUCAACAAGGCAUUUAUUGACAUGCAGCAUGUAAUUGAAGAAUACAAAAGAGAUGGAAACAUAGAUGCUAAAGAAAGUUUAGCCGCUGAUCGAUUUAUGAGAGAUACAUCAGAAAGAUGGAAGAGUGUCUGCUUGGAAUUAAGGUGUAUCCAGAGCAUGCUUGAAGAACUGUUAGCGUGCUGGGGAAAAUGGCACACACUGACUCACGAAUUAGAAGAAUACAUCAUCAUGUCCGAACCAAAAUUACUCUGUGACGAGGAAGAAAGAAUGGAAUAUUUUCAAGAUAUAGGAGUGUGGAAAGAUAAACAUCAGAUGCUAGGAGAAACACUAAAUUUCCUCGUUGCUACAUCUGAGGACCAAAUUGCAGCUCAGUUGAAAGAAAAAUAUUUAGCGAUAACUGCUAGAUGGGAACGCCUGUUUGGCAAUGUAAAACAAUACAUGGAAGCUGGUGAUACAUUGAGAAAGAAAAAAGAAUACAAACUGUGCAUAGAAAAACUUCAAACUUGGCUUAAAAAUGCAGAAGCAAGCUUGGAAAAUUGUUAUCUUGACAAUUCCGAUAAAAUCAGUGCACAUAUUAAAGUGCUACAGCAAAUUCAAGCAGAAAUCAGUGACGUUGAAGAACUCUUUAAAGCAAUAAGCAAAAAGUUUCAGACUCUCAUACCCGAUUUAUCAAGAGACGAUGUUGACAAAAUGAUGAGCACUUUGAAAAAAGAAAAAGAACGGAUUGUUAAACUGAGAGCUGGGCUCAGCGCACAACUUCAGCUUCUUUCACAUGUCAUUGUCCAACAAAAAUCAUUAGAAGAAUCACAAAAAGAGAUAGGCUCGUGGUUAAAUGAAGCCGAAGCUUUUAUGGGAACUUUGAGCAUGGCCGGUAAUAAAGAGACGUUACAAACGAAUCUGGAUAGGCAUAAAGGAUUCUUUCAAAGGCGGCUCUUUUACAAAUCCAUGUUAGAGAGUAAAAACAUGUGCCUCGCCUCUUUACUUUCAUCGCUAAAAAAUACUCCAGGUGUUGAUACAAGAGAGUUUGAAAAGAAGAUGAAUGACCUGAACCAAAGAUUCAACAGAGUCAGUCACACUGCAGACGACUGGCAACAGAAAUUGACGGAUGCUAUAAGACGCUGGCAAAAUUACCAUGAGGUAGAACGCGUUAUUAAAGAAUGGCUUCAAGUUGCAGAAAAGUUAAUGAAUGAAAAGCAUGUUGAUUCUGGUCACACUGUUGACAACCAUAAGAGCUUUUUUGAACAUGUCAAUGAAAGGUGGAUGCAAGAUUUGCACAACGUUGUUCAAGAUUUGUUGGUUGUUGUACCACCUGAACAGCAUAAAAGUAUCUUAGAUAAUGCAACAAAAUUAGAAGAACAAUGGAAGAAAAUCCUGUGUCUAGCUCCGCUUCACCUUGUCAAACUUGAAUUCAGACUUGACGAAAGAAGCAUGAAGAAAUACCUAAAGGAUCUUGACAAAGAGCUUAAUUCUCAAAUUCAAGCUUUCCACAGAAAUGAAAACAUCAACACUUUACAGAAACGGCAUAGCGAGUUAUUGGCCAGCCCGUUGAUCGGUGAAAUUAAAAAAUGUCUCACUAAUAUGGAAAGAGCGACAGUAAGUUGUUCGGCUUGGCCUGUUGAAGAAGCCCAGCUAAAAGAAACUACUACAUCAUCAUGGGAAGAUUGGAACGCAUUUCACAAAAAAGCUCAAGAAUUUGCAAUUCAGCUGCAAUCAAUCCCUGAUCAAUGGGAAGCAUACAGGCUAAAAUUCGCAGAAUUAGAAAAGUGGAUGGACACUGUUGACAACAGCAUUAAAAACCUUCUCAAGGAAUUGGCAACAGCAGAAGAAUUUGAAAAAGAACGACAUAUAUUCCAAGGAAUAUGCAGAGAAGCCGAAGGAAAACGGGAAGAAAUGAUGUGGAUGGUUCAAACACUAGACAUGUUGGCCCCAAUGAGUGAUUCCAGCGAAGAACAUGAAAAAUUAGACAAACUAUUGCUCAGGUACAAAAAAUUGAUACCUGUAAUUGAAAUGACAAUAACAAAGACGGAACUAUAUUCAAGAUGUUAUUCCUAUAAAAAAGAUGUCGAUGAGGUUUGUAAACUUCUUGACAAAAUGGUUUGCGGAAGGGGCACGGUUGAUGCAAAUAGUCGAGAAAGUGUUGCGAACAUGGUUGAAACUCAGAAAGGUGCUGUAGCUCAGUUAGAUCAGCAACGGCCGAACAUAGUGAGUAUGCUGCAGAAAGGCCGAGACCUCGGUAAAGAACCAGCUGCACCUGAAUUUGUGAAAAAACAAGUAGUAGAACUAGAGACUCAGUGGAAUAAAGCUUACAAUACUUCACUCGAGAAGCUCAACUCCCUGAAAGGAGUACAAAAAACAUGGGAUUUGUACAAUGAAGGAAAAUCUGAGGUUCAAUUGCUUCUUGAAAGAGCAGAAAAGGAGCUGAAACAAAUCACCAGUGGAUUUGGCGGUGAAAAGUUAGCCGCAGAGCUCAAAAGCAAGCAAGAACUGUGCAUAGCUCUUAGAAUGGCAGCUGAAGACAUCUUAAGCAAGUUACAAUUUUAUUGUCAAAAGAUUGCAGAAGCACUUCCAGAAGCCCAGCAUGCAAUUGUUACUGAGGUAAAAGAUUUAGAAAACAAAUUAGCCGGGACUCUAAGUGUUGUAGAACAGAAAGUUGUUCUAUUACAAAAAGAGGCAGACUCCUGGAAUGAAUUGGAUACCGGUCUAAAAGAAUUGAAGGUUUGGGCAGUUGAAAAAAUACCUAAAAAAGUAGCACAACUGUCAAAAAUUCAAGUGCCACAAGAAAGGCUUGAAAAAUCACAAGUAAUCGCAAAUGAAGCAUCAGCAAAGAAAGUUGAUCUUGGUCAAUUGAGACAAAAAGCAGAAAUUCUUUUCAAAGAUAAAGAUGACAAUGUGAAACAAGAUUACCUGAAAAGGUUUAAAGCAAUCGAAGAUUCAGUUUUAGCUACGGAACAGGCUAUCAAAAAUGAAAAUGUUGCUCUUGAAAAAGGUGUAGCGACUUUGCAUGAAUUUGACGAAUAUAUGCAAUCGGUCAAACCCUGGAUUGAAAAAUUAGAAGUGGAAACAUCAAUGGGUAUGGCAAAACCAGUCGUGUUGUCUGAUGCUAAAGCCCAAUUACAAAAAGCUCAGGAUCACCUUAAUGAAAGUGAGAAAACAAAAGAAAAGUUGAACAAACUUAAAAAAUUGAGUGAAGGUUUACCACCUGAGACACUCGCUGUUAAUUCAGUUGAUACCAUGCAUUCUAAGUGGACGAAUCUUGAUGCUGCAAUGAGACAAAGGGCUCACAAGCUAGAAAAGCUCGUACUUGCUUGGCAAGAGCUUGAAGGGACAGCGCAACAAGUCAAAGAAUGGCUGGAAAGACCAGUCUUACAAGAAAUCGUCGCCAAUCCUAGUGGAUUUGAUGACAAGGACUUAGAAGCUCAGAUGGAACAACUGAAGGUUCUAAAGCAAGAGCUGAACAAAACUCAGGAUAAUAUUGCCGAACUAGGACAUUCUGCUGAUGUCAUUGCAUCAAGCCUUACACUUGAAGGUGCAAACUUACUAAAAGGAAAAGUUGCAGAGCUGAAAGCAGCAGCUACAAGAGCAUCAGAUGCUAUUAAACAUAGAGCAAAUCUCAUAUCUGAAAUGUUGAUUUCAAGGGAGGACCUGAAUUCUCAGGUUGUUGCACUGUCUACCUGGUUGAAUGAAACUGAAAACCUCAUAAAACAAGAUGUUAAUCCUGAUAAUGUUGAUAAUGCCUUACAAGCUUUUCACAUUGCACUGCAUGAGCAUAGUGAAAAGAAGCCAGUUAUAGCAGAAAUAGAAGAACAAGUCGUUCAGGCUAAAAAGUCAGCGCCUUUACAGGCUGAAAAAAUGUCUACAGUUUUUAAUCCCUUGCUUGCUAAAUAUCAAGAUUUGGCCGCAAAUGUCAAACAGAAACAGCAGGCGGUCGAAAAGUGGAGAGAACUCAUGGACUGGUCCCAGGGUUGCAACGAUCAGCUUGCCCAUUUAGAAUACCAACUGGAAAGUAACCACCCUCUUGAAGAUAUUGAGGCAAGGCUCGGAAGGAUUGAAGAAGAGAUAAAGGCUUGGGGGAGCACAUGCCCAGUAGUAGAACACUUGUGCCAUGAAAGUGGCAUCCAGUUGACACAAUCAUCAGCACUUCCAAUAAUACAAGAAUUAGAUGCAAGAGCACAGAAAAUCAAGGCGAUGUUGUUAGAGAAGAAAGCAGCAAAAGCACAGAUAGGGGAGCAGUGGAAUAAAUUUCAGCAGUUGCAAGACGAUCUUUCUAACAGUAUUCUUAAAGCACAGAAUGAUGUACAAGACAUAGUGAUAAAUUUCACAGAUUGUGAUCAAUUAGAGCCAUUGUACAAUAAGCUUCAACAAGUGUUAGAAAAGCACAAUAGCCAAGAAGGGCAGAAAGCAUUGCUCUUUGACGAAGGUAAAAAAUUGAUGGCCGAAGAUAAAAAGAAUACCGUUGUCAUACAAAACAUUUUGUCCUCUAUUGAACUGAACUGGGAAAAAGUCAAUGACGAUGCAGGAGAGUUUAAAGUUAUUUUUGAUGAAUUGCAAACAGCAUGGAAAAGCUUUUCAGACAAUAAUCGCAAAGGGCAUGAGUGCAUUGACGAAGCUGAAGCUUGUAUUCAAGACAGAGUAUCCCCUUGUGACUCAACUUCAACCAUGGAAUUUCAUGAAAUUUCCAAACAGGCUUUGAACAAUCUAAAAGAUGCUAAAAAACAUAUCGAUACCAUGGACAACAAAUUGCAAAUAAUUUUAAGACAUGCCCAUUCAUUCCCUAAUUUUGUUUAUCAAAACGUGAAUGAGACUUACAAUAAAGCGCAUUCCGACUGGAAAGAAUGUUAUGAUAAAUGUGCAGCCUUAAGCCAACAGGCAGAAUCACAAGUAGUGAUUUGGAAACAAAUUGAUGAAGCUAAAGGAGACUUGAUGAGAUGGCUUAGCGAUACAAAUUUCGCUCUAAAUCAAGCACUGGAUAAAUUAAGUGAGCCUGAAUUAGUUGUUCAAAAAUUGAGUGAAUUUAACAAUGAGCUUCCCAUUUAUAAGAAAUUGCAGUCCAGCAUUAAUGCAAAAGUAGAACAACUUAAUGCUUUGAAUGAUGGUAAAAGUACACCUAAUCUUGACUCAAUGGUUACUCUAAUAGACGAUCAAUUUGCAGAACUUCAAAAUUCAGCAGACAAGCUUGCCAGCAUGUUACAUUCAUUUAGUGAUGUUGAAACUAACUUAAGAAAUAGAAUAAAAUCAUCAAACGAUGAGAUUGGAAAGAUUAGGGAAAAAGUAAUCAAAUGUGACAAUCUCUCAGGAGAAAAUGCAGUUAUAUUUGAAAGGUUAAAAUCAUGCAGAACCCUAAAAGAUAAACUGAACCAAUUGAACUUUUCCAAUAUUGAUAAAGAUUACAAUGAUUUGGUUGAAAAAUUUCCAGGAAGCUCGCAGUCAGGAAUGGGUAAAGAAAUCAACAGUCUUAAAAAGAGACAUUCAGAUGUUCUUAACCAGGCUAACAAAGUUGAUGCAAAUUUGUUAUCCUAUUUGUACAAAUAUCACAAUGAAAAAUUAUCCUCACUUCAGAGGUCAGUUGCAAAUUUCAAAGAAAAAAUCGCCUGGUGCCUUCCAGAGACUGACAAUGACAAAAAUAGCCUGGAAACAAAAGCAUCAACUUUGGCUGACACAUACAAAGGCUUAAAAGAGUGUGAGGGUAGUAAAAAACUUCUGAAAGAUUCUCUUGAAAUGUUAAUUGACCUUGGCUGUGGUGAUGAAGAAGAGAAAUUAAUGGCUGAUCAAAAGUCAGUCUUUGACGAACUUGAUGCUUUAAAUGUUACACAUACAAACUGUGCUUCCCAGUUAGCUGAACUGAUCGCCUUAUGGCAGCAGUUUGACACUAACUAUGAAAACAUAUCAUCAAAUCUUAAAGACAUCGAGGGCAAGGCUAGAGCUGAAAUAUCAACUCACACGGACUUGAGCACGAUUGAUAAAAAGCUCGUCAACCUUGAUGCAAUCAAAGAAAAUCUUUAUAAAGUACAGCCUCAAUUAGAAGAACUUGAGGUGGUAGGUAACAAACUUAUGAGCAAUGAGGAAAGUUCAAGAAUUAGUCAUAACAUGACAUCGUUACACGGCAAGUAUCAAACAAUUGAAAAAUUAGUUUUAUUUUACAUAGACCGUUUGAAACAAAUAAAACAGAAUGAGGAAAAGUACAAAAAUGAAGCUCAAACUGCAGAGCAAUGGAUUAAAGAUGCUACAAAGACGUUGGAUAAUUUUAGUGAAACCAUUAAAGAACCUAGAAAAAUUCCAUUGCAAAAGUACAAGCCUUUGUUGACCGAAUUAAAAGAAUUCAAUGACUCUAGAGAAGUAGGGCAAGGCUUGAUAAAUAAAGCUGUUGAGUCUGGCGAGUCUCUUUUUGCAGAAAUAACCCCAGAAAAUAGAGAAGUCAUUAGAGCCCGGUUAAGACAUUUACGAGAUCUUAUUGAAUCUCUCAUCGACAAAUCAAACGCUAUUUCAAAAGUUAUUGAAAGUGCGAUUCUAAGAAGAAACUCAUUCGAAGAUUGCUUUAGCCAAGUCGUUCAAUGGAUAAUUGAAACUGAAAAGAAAUUGGAUGAAGGCACUCAACUAGAAGCGACAUUACAAGAUAAAAAGCUUAGUCUGCACCAUUAUAGAGCGAUUGCUCAAGACAUUAAUUCGCAUCAAGCGAUAUUCAAACAACUAAAUGAAAAAUUGCAGGCAUUUGCAGAUCCUGAUGCUACACAUAAACUAGAUGAAAUUCUACUAAAGAAUCAAGAAUUGACGACCAAAGCGAACAGUAGAGUCGCAACAUUUGAAAAAUUUGUUGAUGAUCAUGAAUCAUUUUUAAACGCAUUAGAGAAAUCGAGAGAUUUCUUGAGAACGUUAAUUAGCGAGGAAGCCAUGUCUGAUAAAGAUGGAAAUGAAGCGAAACUGUCCAUAAUAGAAAAUUUGCUCCUUCAUGAAGAUGAAGGGGCAAAACGUGUUGACAGGUGUGAACAAUUGAAACUACCUCUAUUAGAAGGCACUGAAAAAUCCGGUCACGCUGCUAUAAAUGGUGAAUUAGAAGAGCAUAAAGAAGCGUGGAAAAAUUUUCUGAACCGCUGUAAUACAAAUGUCGCGAAACUUCAGCAAAUGUCAAACAAGUGGGUUAAAUUGACAUCUGACAUCGAUACGGUCGCUAGUUGGCUUAAAGUGAAAGAGGCUCAAGUCAAAGAUCAGAGUCUAAAGAGUACACACAAAGCCAAGGAAGAUCACUUGCAAAAGCUGAAAGUUCAUGAUGAAGAAAUACGUGGAAAGGGAGAUGACAUUGCUGCCCUAGUAUCAGCAUCAGUUGACGCUGAAACUGAAUUAGCUGAAAAAGUAUCAAAGCUGUCGUCACAUUAUCAAGCAUUGAAAAAUCAAUCGAAAGAGAUGCUUUCUCGCUAUGAACACUAUGCAUCAGAACAUGCUUUAUUUGAUAAAAAAUAUAAUGACUUUAUGACAUUACUCAAAUCGAAUGAAGAAGAGCUGAAAAAUCACAAUGAAAUAGUAGGAGAUCAAAAUGCAUUGCAAGAAAAGCAAAAACGACUCAGAGACCUCAGUGAUGCAAUUGCUAAAGAAAGUGGAAUAUAUGAAACACUUCUUGUGGAGGGUGAAAAGCUUUAUGUUCACACUUCUCCCGAUGGAAGGGAAAUAAUUCGUCAGCAACUGAGGGAUAUGAGAAACUUAUGGGACACAACCAACGACAAUCUACAAGAAUGCACGCAAAAAUUAGAGCAAUGCUUGGUUCAGUUUGCCGAAUUCUUACUUUCCCAAGAACAGCUCACAAAAUGGCUGAAAGACGUUGAAAAAGCAAUGCAAGCACAUAUUGAAUUGAAGGCUACACUCCAAGAGAAAAAAGCUCAACUCCAGAAUCAUAAAAUAAUGCACCAAGAGAUAUUAGGAAAUCAAGCAUUAGUGGCGUCUGUUUGUGACAAGGCACAAAGUUUAGUUGAUCAAACUCAAGACACUUCUCCGAAUGUAUAUUUACAAUCGAUAAAAGACUGUUUUGACAAUAUUGUUUCUAAGUCAAAGGAUUUGUUGGUAACUCUGGAAAACAACGUGGAAAAUCAUGCUAAUCUUACAAACAAGUGCAAAGAUAUGCGAGAAUGGCUUGUGUGCCAACGCGAGGCCCUCAAUUCAUGCGAUGACUGCAAUGGAGAAAAAGCCGACAUCCACAAAAGAUUGGAGAAACUGGAGAAGCUUAAAGAGAAACUGGAUGAUGGUCAGAACAAAAAUGAGGAGCUAAAAGCUCUGGCGAAUAUUGUUAAAAAGAACACAACCAAAAAAGGAAAUGCACUCAUAGACAAAGAAAAAAAUAAACUCGAAAAUGAUACUGCCAAGUUAAAGGAGUCUCUUGAUUCUGUAAAACAAAAACUUGAAAAAACCCUUAAUCAAUGGGCUAAAUUCGAAGAAGAAUUGGAUGUUCACACAAAAUGGUUCCGAGUGACAGAAGCUGCCUUUAAAGAUCAGCAAUUGAAGGCAAGUUUGGAUGAUAAAACAGCCCAUUUGAACACAUACAAGCAGAAAAGAGAGGAAAUCACAAAGAAAGAAGUAGAGAUUGAUCAAUUUGUUGAUGAAUCACAUGCCCUCCUGCUAAUUACAAGUGUUGACCGCAUAAAACCGCUGAUUUCUCAAAUCAGCAACAGAUAUCAACUUUUACAUGUUCUGAGUAAGGAAGUAAUCAAUCGAUGGCAGAGUUUGGUUGAUGAUCACAAGCUGUUCAAUGCCCGUUAUGAUGAAACAUCCGCUUUGCUAGAACCUCUUGAACAGAAACUAAAACAACUUGAAACAGAUAAAACAGGUUUUGGAACAAAGUCAACGAUUUUGCAGACAUUAGCGUCUGAACUUGAACAAGCGCUUCCAAAAUUAAACAACCUCUGCGGAUCAGCAGAUAAGCUUUAUCCAGAUACAGCGGGUCCUGGAAGAGAGAUCAUAAGACAACAAAUCAGAGACAUUAGAAACAGAUGGGACACUCUCGAAGAAGGUAUUAAAGCUCAGCAGAAACUUGUUGACGCUCAUUCAAUACAGUGGAAUAGCUACCAAGAAUCACUGACCCAGACACUAGCUUGGUUGGAUCAGAUGGAGAAAACAAUCAAACAAGAUGCAUUCUCCGCCUUAACGUCCCCACACGAUAUUCGAUCAAAGUUGUUAAAACAAAAGGCUUUACUUCAAGAAGUUCUUUCUCAUAAACGAAUAAUUGAAAAUGUGAUAGAAAAAGCUGACGCAGUCUCUCGUCUCUCUGGAAAACCAGUUCCAAAUUCUGUAACGACAAUGAGUCCGCGAUACGAGGCCCUGGUCGACCAUUUGUUUAAAACGAUCGCACAAGUGGAAGAAUUCCUUGAUGUCGUACAAUUGUUCAACGACCUACAAAAAGCGCAUCUUGACUUCCAACAGCAGAUAAAAGACAGGCUUGUCACUUUCACAGAUUUCAGUGGCAACAAAGCCAUCUUGCAAGCAAGGUUGAAUAAAAUUACGGAAACAAAAGAAAGCUUGACUGAAGGAAAUAUUCAACUGAAAGGCCUUGAAGAUCAUGUAAAUCAAAACAAAUCCAAAAUUCCACAAAGAGCGAAGGAAGCCAUGGAAAGAGAUAUCACCAACUUGAGAUUUGAUUUUGACAAGUUGAAACUUGGCUUCACUGAUGCAGCACAAGAGUUAGAAAGCAGAAUAAGUUCAUGGUCACAAUAUCAGAAUUUAGUCGAUCAGAUUUUAGGAUGGAUGGAUGAGGCUGAAAUUGCCCUAAAAAAUUAUUCAUUGCAUGUAACACUUCCUGAAAAACAGGCUCAAUUAUCCAAAUACCAAGAAUUGCUCAUGGUCAUUGAAUCACGAUCUAGGGAGUUGGGAGAAGUAGUAACAUUGGCUGAUCAUUUAGAACAGUCACUUCUUUUGAGUUCAAAAAGUCAAGAUGAUCUUGAUAAAUUGAAUACCUCAAAUGAAUUUGGUGAUCUCCCUGGAGAACAAAGAUUAUCAAUGAAUAGUCAACAAAUAACUUCCAGAUUCCAAGCCAUACUGUCAACGUGCAAGGAAAUCGUGAAAAAAUGUGAACAAGCCGUGAAUGAUCAUGAAGCUUAUAGCCAGAAGUACAAAGAAACAUUGAACUGGCUUAACAGCAGGAAAGAAGAGCUCGAUGAAAUCAACAAAGAAGUCGCUGUCCAUAUUCAACAGGACAAACUUUUGGCCCUGAGCUCACAAGUGAAGAAUUUAGUCGCGUUGAAACCUCAAGGAAGCGUCGCACUGAACGCGACACAUGACCUAGCAGAUAAGGUAUAUACAUCGACUGCUCUUGAAGGAAGAGAACAGAUUAGAGAACAAGUCGAAGAACUUCAGGCUCUCUUUGAUUCAAUAUUUGACGGAGCAAUUAACAUCGAAAGACAAUUACAAUCAAAAAUUACUAGCUGGAGCGGCUUUGAAGAAAUUUGUGAAAACUUGCAGAAGUGGCUUGCUGAUAUAGAAUCACAACUUCCGAAGGAAAUAGAGCUUAAAGCUACUCUAGAUGAGAAGCGGACUCAAUUGCAAUCUUACAGGGCCGUCUUGCAAGAUGCUAUAUCUCAUCAGCAAGAUAUAGUUAAGCUAAAACACAAAAUAGAAUCACUUCCAGAAAAAGGAGAUCAUAUUGAAAACAUUCUUGCUGAUAUAACAAAAAAACAUGCAAAGAUAUUAGGCAAAGCUCAGGAUUUUGUUGAGCAAUAUGAAGCAAUUGUAAACUGCCAUCAAGAGUACUGUAAAGCAGUCAUGGAUCUUCAGGAAUGGAUAGAAGCAACGCAUAAUACUGUUCUACUAUGGGGAGAUCUUGAUCUGGAAAGAGUUUCCCUUCACACCAAUUUGGACCGAUUAAAAAAUCUUCAACUUAGUCUACCAGAGGAAGAGCCGAGAGUAGAAGAAAUAAGAACACUCGCCGAAAAAGUACUCCCUGGAACCAUUACAAGCGGCCAGGCUAAUAUUCGAUCUCAAGUCGAUACUUCACAGCAAGAUUGGCAGAGCCUUUUAUCUUCUGUUCUAUCAACAAUAAACGCUCUGGAGUCUAAACUUCAGCAAUGGUCUGAAUAUGAAGCCCUCAAGGAUGAAUGUUUAUCCUGGCUUAGAGUAACAGACACAAAAUUACAUGCCAUUGACUUGAAAGCUACUGCUGAUGAAAAGAAGAAACAACUAGAAAUAUUGAAAGCACUCCAAGGUGAAAUAAGAGCUAAAGAACUUGAGAUAGAUGCUGUCACAGAAAAAGCCCAACAGCUUCAUAAGCCAACAACAAGGAAUUCGCAUAUAACAGAACUUCAGCAUAAAUAUCAACAGCUAUCAGGAAAAGUGAAGGAUUUGACAAGCAGGUGGCAACAAUACGCAUCAAGACAUUUGGACUUUGACAGUGGAGUUGCUGAAGCCAGACAGUGGCUCGAUGGAAUUAAAACAAGACUUCAAUACUGCUCAGAUUUGAGCGCAUCGUCACAGCAGGAUCUUGAAUCAAAAUUAGAAAUUAUUCAAGAUUUAUUGCUAUGCAAAGAUGAAGGGUUUGUCCGGGUUCAAAGUUGCAUUGAAAUGGGUCAAAGCGUUUUGGCGAAUACUGCCCCAGAAGGACAUGAAGCAAUCAAUGAUACACUCGAAGCUCUUCAACAAGAUUGGAGUUGUUUAGUUACAAAAGUCGUUGAUACUAAGUCGUUGCUUGACGAGUGUAUACAAAAAUGGGCAGGCUUUCUUGAACAGAUUCAACAGCUCAACAAAAUCGUCGAACAUCUCUGCAAUUCUUAUAAUGAAGUUGCUAAUUUUCAAACAACAUUUACAGAAAAAAGGACGCAACUUGGCAAAAUUAAGGCACUAGAAGAGAAAGUAAGAUGCGAAAAGAUAGAAGUUGACAGUCUUAAGUCUAAAUCAGCUGAAAUGCUUGCCAGUGGUCAGCAAAAUCAUGCAGCAACCCAGGCACAACAAAUUUUGCAGAAAUUUGACAACAUUUCGGAAAAAAUAAGGGCACUUCUUUCUGAGAGAGAACAGCAAUUCAGAGAGCACAGAAACUUUAAAGAAGCUCAAGACGAGUUAACCGGCUGGCUGAACAGGGCCAGAGAAAAGCUUCCUGCCCUCAAACAGCAAUCACUUAGUGACAAACUUGCAAUUGAAGACUGCGUUGCUCCUCUUCAAGCGCUGCUUAACAAGCGAGCCCAAGGAGAACUUUUAGUAGAACAAGUUCAAACGACAGGAAGGGUCGCAGCAGCUUCUUCUUCAGAAGAAGGCAAACAAUUGAUCAACAAUGAUGUCAAGGCAUUGACAGAAAGCUUCCACAAUCUUUUCAAAGAAAUACAAGCACAAAAGGAACAGCUUGAAUCUAUGGUUGUUCUUUGGAGAAAUUACAAGGACGAAUAUGAGAAAAUAUCCGAUUGGCUACAGCAAAUGGAUAUUCACAUCAAAGCACAAAAAACUGCUCUUUUAGCUACAUUAGAUGAAAAGAAAAAACAAGUUUCUACUGUUAAGGAUAUCUUAAAAAAUUUGGAAGAUGGCAAAGAUCAAUUGACUAAAAUCAACCAGACUGCUGCACCUUUGCUGUCUUCACAUCUUGAUACAUACGUCAAUAGUCAACUUAGACAUUUAAAUUCCAGAUAUGAGGUUCAAGUUAAUUUGGCCAAAGAUGUAUUGAGAAAAGUUGAAACUAAUUGUGAACAGCAUGAACAAUACAUUAACAAUUUGGGCAAAACUCGGAAAUGGCUUGAAGACGCAAAAGAAAUCAUUAGUGAAACAAGUUCAUCAGCAUCCACAGCAAAUAAAGACGAACUGCGUAAACGUCUUGCUAAAAUUCAGGAGUUGGAUAACAGAAGAGAAGAAGGGCAGAACUUGGUUCAUGUCACUGUCAACUGUGGCGAGAAGGUGUUGAGAAUGACAAGAAGUGAUGGUAGAGAAGAGAUUACCAAUGCACUCAAAGAAAUACAAGCUGAAUGGGAACGUUUGAUUAAGAAGAUUUCAACAGCUAAAGUUAAGUUGGAAACGAAUCUUCUGCAAUGGGCUGAUUACAAUUCUUCUUAUACACACAUGAGACAGCUGAUUUCGGACAGCGGUGCUAAGCUGUUGGAAGUCAGCGAACCUAAAGUGACAAAAACAAAAGCCACUGGAGCAGGUUUGAGUCUAUUAAGCAUCGGAGAACGUAAAGCAGCACUACGCCAGACAAACAGCAUCGUUCAAGAUAUUGUAUCAUAUGAACCAAUGAUACAGUCUGUAACUUCUAAAGCCGAAGACCUCCAGCAAGCUGCUCCAGCUUCAGAAAUAACAAAUGAAUACGAAACCCUAAGAAAAACUGCUAAGGAACUUUAUGAAAAACAAAAAGAGACCAUUGAACGUCAAGAAGCUUUCAGAGAUGCCGCUCAUGAUUUUGAUGCAUGGGUUAGAUCGGCAAAGGAGCGUUUGAGCAAACAUGCAGAACCAACAGGUGAUAAAGAAUCACUCACAACGAAACUUACCCAUCUUAAGAUUUUACAAAAUGAAAAGCCCGAAGGAGAAGCUAAACUCCAAGUAGCUUUGCAGCUUGGAGAAGUUGCUUGUGCACUUGCUGAUCCUGUGGAUAAAGAAGUCAUAGAACAAGAAGUUGUUCUUCUCCAAGAUGAUUUUGAUAAUUAUGUUGAAAACCUGACCCAAACUAAAGAAUUAUUGGAGUCUGGAAUAAUCAGAUGGAAUGAAUACGAAGAACAAUACAAGGAAGCUGUUGAAUGGUUAAGUCAGACGGAACAAUCAGUCCAGACUUUCAAUAAACUUCAAAGUACUCUUGAACAAAAAAUGGCUACCCUCGAAGCUUUCCAAGGAAAAUUGCAAGCACUCUUCGAAUGGCAACAUCAGCUUGAUAAUCUAAAUCUUAAAGCUCAAUUGCUUCUUGAAACUUGUGCUGAUACAAGAGUAUCAAAUGCUAUGAUGCAGCUCACCACAAAAUAUAAUGCUCUAAUUUCUUUGGCUAAUUUAGUAAUGAAGAGGUUAGAAUUGCACUACCAAGAACACCAGCAGCAUAAUUCUUUGUAUCAAGAACGACAGCAAUGGAUUGAUAAAAUCAGAGACAAAGUUAAUGACUGCAGCAAAAUACCAAACACUAUUGAAGAAGUCAAUUCAAGGUUAGAAUGUGUCAAAGGUCUUCAGCAGGCUUUGGAGCAAGGACAAAACAGUCUCAGAUAUGUGCUCGAAUUGAAAGAAAAGGUCAUUCUCAACACAGAACAAAGUGGUAUUCCCAAAAUCCAAGAAGAUAGCGAAUCUUUGAAACAAGAGUUUGAACGACUCGUCGUCGAUGUCCAGAACCUAAGGCAAACUCUUACUGCGAGAGGUUCAGAGUUGGAAGAUAUUCACAAACUCAAUAACACACUCAAGGACUGGAUUGCUGAGAUGAAACUUAAGGCUAUCAGGGGAGACAGCAGCGAUAUUUCUGAUACAAAGGCAGAACUUGAAAAGUUCAAAGGCAUUGCAAGACAAAUCAAAUCACAAUCAGAACUAGUAAAUAAAAUAAAACAUCGCCUGCAAAAUGAAUCCAUUCCUUCCAAAGUUUACCAAUCGACUUUAGAUGAUUAUGGAGCACUUCAAAACUUAGUAUCAACCACUGUGAAAGAACUUGAAAAUGAAGUGAAAGAUUACGAUGAAUACCUAACAGCUCACAAUGAUGCAGUUGAAUGGGUAAGGAAGACAAGAAUCUCCAUCCAACAGUGUUCGGAUUCACACGGAGAGAAACAAGUUAUUAAAGAUCAGCAUGACAAACUUGCUGAAAUUGCUCUUACAUUCAACAAAGGAGAAAAUCUGGUUAUGAAUGCAGUCGAUAAGGGAGAAUCUAUAAUAGGCAAAGUUGGUCCUGACAGUAGAGAUCUGAUAAAGAACGAUUCUUCGCAACUCAAAUUAAGCCUUGAAUCGCUCAAGAACCUGCUUAGGGACAACCAGUUCAACAUAUCCAAAUGCCUAUCCAGCUGGGAAGAAUUCACAACGAUUAAAGACGUCGUCAAAACAUGGCUGGUUCAGUUCAGACCUAAGGUCGAAGCUGAAGAGCAACUUGCAAAGGACGACAAUCAAUCUAGAAACACAAGUGAUUUGGAAAGAGUCAGAGGACUUUUGGAAGAAUUGAACAACAAGAAACCAGCGAUCGAAGAACUCAGUGACAAAUGUGAAGUUCUUAUUGAACUAUGUGCCUGCAACUGGGUUAGAGAUGAGACUGUCAAAUGGCAGGGAGAAUAUGCCGAAUUGUUUACAACAGUGCAAGAACUUCUUUCAAGAGCAGAGAAGAACUUGUCAGACCAUACAGAAUUCUUGAAAGCUAAAGAUGAUUUAGAACAGUGGUUACAAAGAGCUCAUGGUACGGUCAAAGACUGCAUUGGUAAUGGUAAUCAAGCUUGGCUUAAAGAAAGCCUUCAUACUAUUAAUCUCGUCACAAAUAGGAUAACAGAAGGCCAACAUAAGAUGUCGGUGAUGGAAGACAUAUUCAAACGUGCACUAGAUUGUACUCCUUUAGAUAAGCAGGAGUCAUUAAGAGAAACAGUCGCAGAACUUCAUAAUUCAUGGGAACAACUGACGAUCGAUCUAAAAGCAGUUACUGCACAAUUAAAUGCCGCUUUAAGUCGAUGGGAUGACUUCUAUGAUGGUCUCAGUAGAAUGGACCAAUCUCUUACAGCGAAUGAAAACAAACUGCAGGAAAAAUUCAAUACAAAAGCUGAACUAGGAGAGAUGAAAACAAUCAUGGAAAGAUUGAAGCAUAUCAAUAGUGAUUUGAUGAGCUUGAAAAAUGAGUUGGACAGAUUGAAAGCUGAAUCGGUUGAACUAGGAGCAUGGUCGAACUCACCUGAUGCCACUGAUAAAGUGGAAGUACUUGUUGCGAAAUGGAAGAACAUCGACAGUUUAUGCUCAUCGAUCAGAGAAGGACUAGAAGCUGAGAUGAGAGACCAUACUGCAUACCAUCAAUCAUUACAAGAUAUUGAAAAAUGGCUCCUCAAGAUUUCAUUCCAAUUAAUGGCCCACAAUUCAUUGUGCAUUACCAAUAAAGACCAAACGCUUGAACAGAUCGACAUGCACAACGAACUGUUAGCAGAUAUUCUCGGAUAUCAACAAAAUCUUAAUGAUCUUAGGUCUAAAGGCUAUUGUCAAAUUGAAAGAUACAUCAAAACGACACCACAAAUUAAACCAACAAUCGAACAACAGCUGACAAAUGUACAAGAAAGCUACGAUUCACUGCUUCAGUCGGCGAACAGGAUUAAGUCAAGACUUGAAGAAUCGCUUGAGAAAUUUUUAGAAUAUGAAAGGACAUUAGAAAGCAUUAUGUUGAAACUUGACGAAAUAGAAGUUGAUCUUGGGACAGAAUUCUCACCAUCGUCUGAUUUCAAAGAAGCGAAGGAACAACUUGAUAAACACAAAGCAGUGCACAAUAAGCUUCAGGGUGAAAAAUCAAGGCUCAGUAUGGCAAUUGCUGCUUGUGAAGCAGCAGCAGCAUCUAUCUCGAGACCUUCCAGUCCUCUUGACCCAUCGACAGCUCCAAUUCCUGAUAAAGAACUGAAUGUCAGAAUAAGGCUGGAAGACUUAAUAGAUCUGAGUAAAGGUUCCAUUCAAGAUCCUGAGGUAGUUCGUACCCGUAAGAUACUUAGAGAGCUUAAAAAACCAGGACAUAUUAAAAAAAUCUAUAACCUGUCCAAAAAGGUUGAGGGUAGAUUGAGCAAUCUAAAUCAAGCUGUCCAAGACCUUGAAGAAAAGGACAAACAAUUAAUACAACUUGAAAACUGGAUUGGCCAACAGAGAGAUGUGGUCGCAGACUGGAAAAAUAAGCCUUGGAAACUAAGAGCUGAAGCAGCGAAAACAGAAUUAGCUGCAAUGGGCCUAGUUCAAAAUGGCAUUAAUGAUAAUAGGAAUCGUUUAUUGAUGGAGUUGCCACAAGGCGAUCGCAGUAAUGCCGUUGCUGCCCAAUUAGACUACCUUGAAGAAUUUCUUAAUAAUACACUUGCGGGUAAACAACAUGAUGAGAAUGAAGUUGAAUUAUACAGAUCUGCUCAUGCAGCAGCACAGCAAAAGAUUAGCGGUUUAGUCAAACAACUAGAAGGUGUCGAUAAAUCUCACGGAUUUGCUUUGCAACAAAGACUAAAUAACCUUGAUGGAAUAUCAAAGGAAUAUGAAAAAGAGAGAGAAAAUGUGCUCGGCCAUUUGAAACAACUUGCUGAGAACAUUAUGAACAUCAUAAGUAACCUUGAUGUCCCUCAAGUCGAAGAUCAGUUGAAGUCAAUUGAAAAACGCUUUAAUGAUCUUGGUAAAAGAAUCCAAAGAAAUAGAGAAGUACUCAAUACAGCGCAGGAUGAACUUAAAGGAAUCAAUGAUGAACUUCAACAAGCUAAGACUUGGGUCGACGAGAAAAAGAAUUUCAUUCGUAACCAGCCUCCUCUUGGAUUUGAACCAAAAUCAUCAGAAGACAGAGUUCAAUUACUUAAAAACCUUUUAAAAGAAGCAGAUGGCAAAAAGGCAAUGUGUGAUUCGUGUGAGAAGCGUUUGAAUAACAUCUCAAGCGAAUUACUACCAUUUGAAUUCACUGAAGUAUCUUGUAAAAUAGAUAAUCUUAGAUCUUCAAUUGGAGAUUUAACCAAUGAAAUUAAGGCUGCAUCAGAGAAGGCCAAGGAAGCAUCGGGUGCUCGUAAAGCUUUUGAGAAAAGGCAAGAACAAGUGAGAGAAAAAAUGAAAUCUCUUUCAAAUCAACUCUCGCCGAGAGACCGAUAUGAACCACUAUAUACAUCAUCUGUGGAAAGGCUUAUGAAUCAAAAUAACGAUUAUAUUAGAGAUGUUAAAAAAUUUGGAGAGGAAGAGCUUAAUCCAUUGCAAAAGCAGGCUAGUGCAUUGCUCAAAGAUUGUCAAGGGCCUGAAAGAGAAGCUCUACAAGCAAUUAUUAAUGAUAUGCAAGAAGAUCAUUUGAAAGUAAUAAAGAAAUCAGAAGACAGGGAUAAAUGGUUAAAAUCACUUUUGGAUAACAGGCAGGACUUUGAAGGAAAGAAUGACAAAAUUCAACAAUGGCUUGAUCAAGCCGAAGUCGCUCUUUCUGCUGAUAUAAGAGCACCAUCAUUAGCUGUCAUAGAAGAGCAAUUGAGCAAGUACUCAAAGUUGAAUGCUGAAUGUGAACAAGCCAAAAAUGAUAUAAAAGAUCAAGAGAAAACAGCCGCUAAUAUGGUUUUGAGCGAUGCAGACAGGUUGACUGUGAAUGACAACUUGAGAAGGUUGGAACAAAGGAGGCUGAAAAUUGCUUCGGACAUAGCGAAAAAAGUCCAAGCGCUUGGAGAAGCUUUGGGAAAAUUCAAAGAUAUCAAAGAAAAGGUUAAUAAAUCAAAUGUUCUCAUGGCAAACGUACAAGACCGCAUGAAAGAUCUUUCCAAGCCUGUUGGUAGCAAAGUUGAAGACGUGCAAGGUAUAAUCGAUGAAUAUCAGAAACUAGUCGAUGAACUCAAAGACUGGAAGGCCAAUCUUGGUGGAGAGGACAUCGAAGGUCUUGCUGCCGUUCAUCUAAACCUCCAAGAUUUAAUCAAAUUAUUGGAAGAUGAAAUAGCACGUUUGAGAGAUCUUCUUUUGCUCAGAGAACAAUUCAUCGCUCUAAUUACAGAAAUCACCCGUUUUAUUCCGACCUAUACUCCCAUCAUUACUGAAAUCGAAGCUUCAAAUCAACCGACAGCUGAUAAAAUAAAAAGAUAUGAUGAGGUCAUUUUAAAAAUUCAAUCUUGCGAGGCUCUUCUGGCAUCAGCUACUGACAAGGGUGAACAAAUAGCCAAACAGUGCUCAGCAGCAGAUAGAAAUAGCAUAACCGAGCAGUUGCAGUCAUUGAAGAAACAGCUCCAUGAACUUCGACGGGCUGUUGAAACUCAAAAACAGAAACUUCUAGAAGCUGCUCAGCAACAUCUCAAAGCUGCAAAUGACCUUGAUUUACUCAUCAACUGGCUUCAUUCAAACGAAAGUGAAGUGAAACAAAGACCGCUGCUUGACAUAACAGUGGACAGUGUCAACCGAGAACAAGAGAAUCAUAAGGUCCUAGCUGCGAAUGUUGAAAAAUAUCUUGGUGAUGUUCAAAAACUAGUGAAUGCUUAUAAGCAUGAAGAAGGAUUGCCAGACAUUUUACAAGAAAGAUUAAGUGAAGCAUCCUCUCUUCUCAAUAUAAUUCCGAAACAACUAAAAGAAAGGGAGAAAUAUUUAGAAGAAAACAAAAACUAUCGUCUGAAUUAUGAGGGAUUGCGUGAAAAAUUAUUCAAAUGGGCAGAAAAUUCAAAUAAACAACUACAAAGUUCAAACCAAGGUUUCAACAUAAAAGAGAUGCAAAAUUUACUAAACCAUCACAAUAAAUUCUUCAGCGAUGAAAAAAGUCUUCAUGACCUGGUGUCAAUAGACAUUCACAAGGCAGGGCAAAACAUAUUUCCUUCACUUAAUUCCGAUGAUCAAGAAUUAAUUAGUAAACAGCAACAAGAUUGUACACAGUUGCUCAGAAAUACUUUAAACACGGCCAAAUCAUAUCAGGCAAAGUUGACACAAGCGAUUGAACUUCACGAUCUGUAUAAAGACUCGCUUUCAAAUGCAAAGUCUGUUCUACAAAGGAUUAGGUUCACGGACGAACCAGCAUCGGCUUUGGGUGGGCUGAUGUUCAAUAUUGAAAAAAUCAAUCAAGCAUUAGCCGAAGCCAAGAAUCACCAACCUUACAUUGAUGUUCUAAACGAACGCCAACGAGAGUUAGAAACUUUCCUCGAUCCUAACAGUAAAGCUGCAGUGGGCUCAGAAGUUGCUAAUUUAAAUGAUGAAUGGAACCAACUACAGAAUGAUCUGGAAUCGAGAAAGGAGACACUGUCUCAACUGGCAAAACGUUGGGAGGAAUUCAACCAUGAGUUGCAUCAUUUUGAUACAGAAAUUACAGCAGUUGAAGAUAAAAAUAAUCAUACUGAUACCAAUGUAAGAUCAAAGGAACAACUUGAAGAUACACGAAAAAUACUUGAGGGGCUAUGUGAUACUUUAAAAUCUCUUGAGAGUAAAAAGAAUGACUUAGUCCAGUUAAGCAGCCCAGUUCUUUUGUUCUUGAAAGCGCUUUCCCCAGCAGCAUGUGAUGAUGUGGAAACAGCAAUUUCAUCUGCUCAAAAUCGCCACCAAAAACUGACAGAAUUAUUAAAAGAGAAAGUUGCUAAACUUGACAAAGAUUUCGCUUACUACAAUAACGUUAGCUCUGAAAUUGACAAACACAAGAAAUCUUUGGAGGAUCUGACAAAAGAAAUAAAUUCGUUGUAUGUUUUUGGUCCAGAUCAAGAUCUAGCUGAAAAUGAAGUUAUUGAUCUUGAAGGUAGAGUAAAAUCAUUGACUUCUAAAGUUCAAAAGUUUAUCCAACAAGUCCGUGAAAAAUAUUCUGAUCAUCAGCAAAGCGUUCUUUCGGAAUUACAGCAGAAGUUUAUCGAUUUGGAACUUUUGAUGGAAAACAUGUCAAGCGCAAUGGAGGAAAAAGCUAAAAAUCAGAAGAGGGCUAGGACUGUAAGAACAGAAUACGUAAGAUGUAGAGACAUGCUUACUUCUUGGCUACAACAAGCCGAGCUUAAAGUUCAAGACAAAACUAGCAAGCCACAAGCCAUUAAGGAAACACUUCAGCAAGUGCAAACAGAAUUACCAGCAAUGAGUGACAAGUUGGACCAAAUGACUCAAAAUGCCAAAACAAUCUGCAACAACUCAAAGGACGAAAAUGAAAUUUCUCUUAUAAAAGAAAAUGUAAAUGCAUUGACAGAGCAACUUGCUAUGAUUCGUGCCUGGAUUGAAGAAAAGAAACAACAGGUCGGAGACUGCCUGGAUUCCUGGGAACGUUUCUUGACUCUUUAUAACACCGUGAUGAACUGGUGUAGGGAAAAGAACGACUUUUUGAAACAACCGCUUUAUUUAGAAAACUUAGAUCAAGCCAAAGUUAAAUUACACGACUAUACAGGGGCUGUGAAAAACUGCAAAAACAUGGGCAAGACGCUUAGUGAGAUGUCAAAAGAGUUGGAUCAUAUUAGUGAAAAUGGAAGCAUAGGAAAUUUGUCAGAGAAAAUGGAAGAAGCCGAAAUGGCAAAGGCUGAAGUCGAGGCUCAACUAUUAGAAAGGCACGCACUUCUCCAUGAGACCAGCGAAGAAUGGGAACAAUGUGAGAAAAAACUAAGGGAAGUCCGUAGUUGGAUAUCAAAAACAAAAGCUGCUCUAGAAGCAGGAGCUGGGCAAAAGAAACCACUUAGGGAUCAGCUCGCCUCUAAAGAAAAAACCAUGUCUGAUGUUUCAAUCCAAAAAACAAAAAUAGCAGUUUCAAUUGAAAAGCUGCAGGUUCAUUUCAAGAGUGGCCUUAGUGGAGCGGAAUCAGUUCCUAAACAGGGAGAAGAACUUAAACGUGAACUUGAUUCUCUACAUGGGAUCGUCAAGCAGCAAAGUGUCGACCUUGAAGAGAGGAUAAAUCAAGUUGAACAAUAUCAACAGGAGCUUUUACAGUUGAAACAAGAAGUGGUUUCAUCUGAACAAAAACUGAGGAUGGUUUCAUCUCCCACGUAUUUGCCAAAUGAUAGAGAAAAAGCUAUCCAAGAGCAAAACGCAUGCAAGGAGAAGGUACGUGCACUGCAAAGCAAGAUCUCAGCAAGAUCAGAACGUGUAAAGCUUCUGCUGCAAAGAGGAACUCCUGACCUUGAUCCACUUUUAGACACUUAGUACUUUUUUCUUCUUUUUUUUAACGUUUUGCAAAUUGAAAAUUUUUUCUUUGUGUUUUUCCUUUAUUUUGUGUACAAAGAUAUUAUAAAUUAUGGGAAAUCGUUGGGUAAAUUAUUCGGUCCACCAGGCAUUGCUUAAGAGCUUAUUAAAUGUUGUGCCGCCCCUUAAGUGAUUUCUCUCCUCCAAUUAAUGAAACUUUUGCAUAAUUUUUUUAAAUAUAAUUUUUAUAACUGGGGCAAUGGGUUUAUUAUUAGGAUCUGCGGAAGAACACGCUCCAAAAGCAAGGCAAGAUAAGUGAGCUGCUCAAGUUGGUUUGCACCCAAGACCCUUCCUGGCCUAAAUUUAUUGAUUUUAAAAAUUUUAUACAACCCGAUACGAUUGGUUUAUUAGAUACAUU
This is a messenger RNA of Cimex lectularius (bed bug), 24056 nucleotides long. It is a transcript of the gene Msp300, whose product is annotated as nesprin-1. The record is from RefSeq and is a predicted model, not a curated record. The coding region runs from base 38 to 23659 and encodes 7873 amino acids. Gene Ontology annotation, cellular component: meiotic nuclear membrane microtubule tethering complex; cytoplasm; nuclear outer membrane. Gene Ontology annotation, molecular function: actin filament binding. Gene Ontology annotation, biological process: nuclear migration. Lineage: Eukaryota; Metazoa; Arthropoda; Insecta; Hemiptera; Cimicidae. The transcript is spliced from 102 exons.